AUGGCGAAUCCACGGAAGCCGUCCUCGAAAAAGGGCGCCAUACUGGUGACCACAUCCUACGUCUUCGACUGGGUUGUCAUCAUCGCUCUUGGCAUCGCGGGCUAUAUCAUGGGUGACCACACGCCGAACAAGCGCCCAUUCUACCUCUCAGAUCCAAAUAUCUCCUUCCCGUUUACGACCAAGGAAACCGUUCCAACCAUGAUGUUGGUGAUCCUCAACAGCAGCAUCCCCAUUGGCGUCAUCUUGAUCGUGUGCCUCAUCUUCGUCCCCGGCUCGACAGUACCAAAGGGCACCCCGAAGUCCCUCAUUUGGCGCCGGAAACUAUGGGAACUCCACGUCGGCUGGCUAGGUCUAGCCCUAUCCGUAGGAUCCGCCUGGUUCUUCACCAACGGCAUGAAGAAUCUCUUCGGCAAGCCGAGGCCCGACAUGCUCUCCAGGUGUAAGCCCGACCUGGACAAUAUCCAGAAAUACAUCGUCGGCGGUGGUCUUCUGCCCGGUGAUCUAAACGCCCUCGUCUCCGCCGACAUCUGCACGAACACCGAUAAAGCGCUUCUUGACGACGGCUUCCGCAGUUUUCCUAGUGGCCACUCCUCGUCCGCUGCCGCCGGCCUGAUCUACUUGUCCCUCUUCCUCGCAAGCAAGUUCGCAGUGACCCUCCCGUUCCUGCCCCCGACGUCCUCCGCCGCUCUGAACGAAUCCUCGCUGUCCGCCUUUCCUUCACGCCUAAGUCGUCAGGCCGCCGAGAUUACCGAAUACGGAGCUCUUGAUCAGAAGGACGACGGUACCUACUCUAUCAGAGACGGAACCGUGCAAACCACCGUCAUGGCUGCCCGAAGACAGGCCGCCGCCCCGCCCAUCUAUCUCCUCGUCCUCGCGCUUCUACCGUUUUUCGCAUCCAUCUUCAUCGCCUCGUCUAGAUGGUUCGAUUUCCGCCAUCACGGAUUCGACAUCAUGUUCGGCUACCUCAUCGGCACCGUCGUCAGCAUCUACAGCUUCCGCUACUACCAUUUGCCCAUCAGCUCCGGCGCCGGAUGGGCUUGGGCUCCCAGGAGCCCUGAUAGGGCGUUCUGGGCCGGCGUCGGCUGCUAUAGCUACGCAACUUAUAACAACCACCCGUCGCCUUCAAGGCGGCCGUUGGAUGAGGAGGAGGCUAUUGAGAUGGAGGGCACGAGGCGGAGACGGACCGGUCUUAGCCCAGAUGGUCAGUCUCGCCUCGGGACGCCCCCGGAUAUGUGA
Messenger RNA from Scedosporium apiospermum, 1236 nucleotides. Its product is annotated as PAP2-domain-containing protein. Bases 1 to 1236 code for a protein of 411 amino acids. Gene Ontology annotation, molecular function: phosphatidate phosphatase activity. NCBI's taxonomy places the organism in Eukaryota, Fungi, Ascomycota, Sordariomycetes, Microascales, Microascaceae. The record is from RefSeq and is a predicted model, not a curated record. The transcript is spliced from 2 exons. Gene Ontology annotation, biological process: phospholipid metabolic process.